CAAAGUGUGAUGUUUGGUUUUUUUAUAACCAAGAUAGGCAUUUUGGGAUGUAUGAAAAUUGAACAACUACUUUAGAGCUGGUAAAUGGAUUGAUGCAUUAUAGUAUAGCCUACUAUGAGUGAUAAAAAAAAUCCAACGAACAAGGAUGGUAAAGAAAAGAACAAAAAGAACCUACAAGAAAAGAGAGAAAAAGACAAGAAAGACGAACCGUCUGGUUCUAAAAAAAGCGUUAAUUGGGAUGAAGAGAAUGUGGAGGCAACCUUACACCCUGCGGAUAAGACCUACGGCCACAUGAAGAUAGACGAGUCCAAAACACCUUACGAGAAGAUACGACCAGAGGAUGGAAAAGGAGUUGAUCCACGGGAAUUAGCGGCUAAACUAGAAGCAGAAACUUCCAGAAACAGGGAGUCUCAGGAAGAACAACAGCAAAAGUCGUUUAAGGAGAAAAGAAAAGAACAUUAUUCAGAGUAUCAUGAGUUAAAAAAGAGACAAUCUCAACUACUAGAUGAUGAAAGUGAUGAUGACAACGAAGAAUCAAAUAACAACAAAACAAGUAAACAAAAAGGCAACAAGAAAUAGUUUGGUGGAACUAAGAAUGUGUAAAGAAGAAAGUGCUGAACAGAAAUCUUACAAUGUAUUGCUCAAUAAAUCAGUUUUGAGUUAUUA
Molecule: messenger RNA, 666 nt
Organism: Macrosteles quadrilineatus (aster leafhopper)
Lineage: Eukaryota; Metazoa; Arthropoda; Insecta; Hemiptera; Cicadellidae
Product: protein phosphatase inhibitor 2-like
Exons: 2
Coding region: 115-579 (154 amino acids)
Biological process (GO): regulation of signal transduction
Molecular function (GO): protein phosphatase inhibitor activity
Source: RefSeq, a predicted model, not a curated record